Molecule: messenger RNA, 8657 nt
Organism: Gavialis gangeticus (Gharial)
Lineage: Eukaryota; Metazoa; Chordata; Crocodylia; Gavialidae
Gene: CAMTA1
Product: calmodulin binding transcription activator 1
Exons: 23
Coding region: 1-5109 (1702 amino acids)
Biological process (GO): regulation of transcription by RNA polymerase II
Cellular component (GO): nucleus
Molecular function (GO): protein binding; double-stranded DNA binding; transcription coregulator activity
Source: RefSeq, a predicted model, not a curated record
AUGGCUUUUACCACUAUAGCUUAUACUGAUAUCCUGAGUGAAAUAAACUAUGCCAGCAAAAGCAGUUUUUUGCUGGUAGCAUGUCAGUCAGUAGAUGUUCAAGUUUUGCAUAAACUGACUCUAUUAACAAAAAUCCCUUUUCCUGAGAUUACAUGCAUCAUAAGUAUUCUUUUCUCUUUUCUAGAUGAUCAUGGGAACAGCAAUGGCAGUCAUGUAAAAAUCUUUUUACCGAAAAAGCUGCUUGAAUGUCUACCAAAAUGUUCAAGUUUACCAAAAGAGAGGCACCGUUGGAACACUAAUGAGGAAAUUGCAGCUUAUUUAAUAACUUUUGAAAAGCAUGAGGAAUGGCUAACAACUUCCCCUAAAACAAGACCACAGAAUGGAUCUAUGAUCCUGUAUAAUAGGAAGAAGGUGAAAUACAGGAAAGAUGGAUAUUGCUGGAAAAAGAGGAAAGAUGGAAAAACCACUAGAGAAGAUCACAUGAAACUGAAGGUUCAGGGAGUAGAGUGUUUGUACGGCUGUUAUGUCCAUUCCUCUAUCAUCCCCACUUUCCACAGAAGGUGCUACUGGCUUCUUCAGAACCCUGACAUCGUAUUGGUGCACUACCUGAAUGUACCUGCCAUUGAGGACUGUGGAAAACCGUGUGGCCCAAUCCUGUGUUCAAUAAACACAGACAAGAAGGAGUGGGCAAAAUGGACAAAAGAGGAACUCAUUGGACAGCUCAAACCGAUGUUUCAUGGCAUUAAGUGGACAUGCAGCAAUGGCAACAGCAGUUCAGGAUUCUCUGUGGAGCAGCUUGUGCAGCAGAUCCUGGAUAGUCAUCAGACAAAACCCCAGCCUCGAACGCACAACUGUCUCUGCACUGGUAACUUGGGAGCAGGUAGCAGUGUGCAUCACAAGUGUAACAGUGCCAAACACCGCAUCAUAUCACCAAAGGUCGAGCCAAGGACAGGUGGGUACAGCGCUCACUCGGAGGUACAAAAUAAUGAUGUGUCUGAAGGCAAGAACGAGCACAGUCAUGGAAAGACCUCCAGCCGGGAGAAGAGGAAUGGUAAAGUGGCAAAGCCAGUGCUGCUCCAUCAAAACAGUACUGAGGUCUCUUCCACCAACCAGGUGGAAGUUCCUGACACAACCCAGAACUCCCCUGUGUCCAUCAGCAGUGGAUUAAAUAGUGACCCUGAUAUGGCUGACAGCCCAGCUGUCACAGGUGUCUCCAGCAUGGCUGUUGCCUCAGUGAUGGGAAGUUUGUCACAAAGUGCCACAGUGUUUAUGUCAGAAGUCACAAGCGAAGCUGUGUACACCAUGUCGCCCACCUCUGGCCCAAAUCAGCACCUCCUUUCCUCAGAUGCAGCUGCACAGGGACUGGUCCUGGCGGUGAGCUCAGAUGGCCACAAAUUUGCUUUUCCCACUACAGGCAGUUCAGAAAGCUUGUCCAUGCUGCCCACCACUGUCUCAGAGGAGCUUGUGCUUUCCACAACCCUGGAUGGUGGCAGAAAAAUUCCAGAAACCACCAUGAAUUUUGAUCCAGACUGUUUUCUUAACAAUCCCAAGCAGGGACAGACUUAUGGUGGAGGAGGCCUGAAAGGAGACAGCCUUGGUACCAACAUCAGGCAGUCACCCACAUCAGAACGUGGAUUUAAUUUCAGUGCAGCCCUCACUAAAGAGAUUAAAACUGAGGACACAUCUUUUGAACAACAGAUGUCCAAAGAAACGUUUUCCUCCACCUCUGCAUCUAAUUCUCUCACCCUCACCACAGGUACAGGUUUGCUUCCGUCAGGGGGAGGCCUGAGCCCCAGCACGACCUUGGAGCAAAUGGACUUCAGUGCCAUUGACUCCAACAAGGACUAUUCUUCCAGCUUCAGCCAGACAGUCCAGAGUCCCCAUGUCCACCAGACCCCCUCCCCUAGCUUCUUUCUGCAGGAUGCCAGCAAACCUCUUCCCCUUGAACAAAAUGCCCACACCAACUUGAAUGACACAAAUGGAUCAUUUGUGAAUACUUUAGGAAUCCCCAAUGUGAAAACAGAAUCUUCCUCCCAGACAACUUCUAACUGUAAUGGCACAGUGGAAACUCGAAUAGAAUCCACCUCUUCCCUCCAGCUCAUGCAGUUCCAAGCAAACUUCCAGGCUAUGACUGCAGAAGCUGAAGUUCCCAUGGAGACCUCCCAGCAGGCAGAAGGGAAUGAAAAUCUACUUAAAUCAGGGGAUCUUCAAGCCUGCAGUACAGAACACUACUUGCAGCCUGAGGCCAAUGGUGGUAUCAGGAAUGGGAACAAUCUGUCUAUCCUGCAAGGAAACAUGGUACAAGGACUCUACCCUGUGGCCCACCCCAGCUUAAAUAACUCCUCCAACAUGGAGCUUAACUUGGACCACUUUGACAUCUCCUUCAGCAAUCAAUUUUCUGAUCUGAUAAAUGAUUUCAUAUCUGUAGAAGGUGGGAGUAAUACUAUCUAUGGGCACCAGCUGGUGUCAGGUGACAGUGCUGGGCUCUCUCAGCCUGAAGAUGGCAACAGAGCAACCUACAGCCAGGCCGAGAUGUGCAUCCCAUGCUGCAGCCCACAGCAAGCCAGUAUGCAACUCAGCAGUACCGAGAAUGGAGCCAGCACCAUGGCUUAUAUGCACGUUGCUGAGGUGGUCUCAGCAGCUGCCGCACAAGGUGCCCUGGGGCUGCUGCAGCAGAGUGGGCGCUUGUUCAUGGUGACAGAUUACUCACCGGAGUGGUCUUACCCAGAGGGGGGAGUGAAAGUCCUAAUCACUGGCCCAUGGCAAGAGGCUAACAGUAACUACAGCUGUCUGUUUGAUCAGAUCUCAGUGCCUGCAUCUUUAAUACAGCCAGGGGUGCUGCGCUGCUACUGCCCAGCUCAUGACACCGGACUUGUGACCCUGCAAGUUGCUUUCAACAAUCAGAUCAUCUCCAACUCGGUGGUGUUUGAAUAUAAAGCCAGAGCUCUGCCAACCCUGCCUUCUUCCCAGCAUGACUGGCUCUCUCUGGAUGAUAACCAGUUCAGGAUGUCGAUCCUGGAGCGGCUUGAGCAGAUGGAAAGGAGAAUGGCCGAGAUGACGGGUGCCCAGCAGCACAAGCAGGGAGUCGGAGGCGGGGGCAGCGGGAGCGGGAAUGGAGGCACCCAGUCACAAUGCGUGUCUGGGCCUGGGACACUGGGCAGCUGCUUCGAGAGCCGUGUCGUGGUGGUAUGCGAGAAGAUGAUGAGCCGUGCCUGCUGGGCCAAGUCCAAACACCUGAUUCACUCAAAGACUUUCCGAGGCAUGACACUGCUGCACCUCGCCGCUGCCCAGGGCUACGCCACACUGAUCCAGACCCUCAUCAAAUGGCGCACCAAGCAUGCAGACAGCAUUGACCUGGAGCUAGAAGUCGACCCUCUGAAUGUGGACCACUUCUCCUGCACACCCCUGAUGUGGGCAUGUGCUCUAGGCCACAUGGAUGCAGCUGUUGUGCUGUACAAGUGGGACCGCCGUGCUAUUUCUAUUCCUGAUUCCCUUGGGAGACUGCCCCUGGCUAUUGCCCGGUCUCGGGGUCAUGUGAAAUUGGCAGAGUGCCUCGAACAACUUCAGCGAGAUGAGCAAGCUCAGCUUGGGCAAAACCCCAGAAUCCAGUGCCCUUCAAGCGGAGAGUCCAACAUGGAGAGCUGGGUGUCCCAAUGGCAUAGUGACAUAAUCAGUUCUCAAGAGCCCCCAAAGGGAGUCACUGUUAUUUCCAGUUCCAGUACAGAGUUAAGACGACCAAGGUCUGAGCCCUCCAAUUACUAUAGCAGUGAGAGCCAGAAAGAUUACCCAGCACCCAAGAAACACAAGCUGAGCCCUGAGUACUUCCAGAUACGGCAGGACAAGCUGCUCUCCACAGCUCUGAGCCUGGAGCAAUCAAGCCUCCGGAAGCACAGUGCCAGCUCCAAGCAGCCAGCCCCAGAGACAAUCAGCCCCAGUGAAGGGAUGAGGGACUAUGGCCGGGAGCUGUCCCAGCACCUCCCAGACAGCACUGGGUACCGUGGCCCUGGCAGCCAGGCAGGGAUCAAAUGGAGCCCCAAAGACCUUUACAUUGGGGUGUCCACGGUGCAGGUGACAGGGAGCCCGAAGGGGCAUGCACUGGGGAAGGACACGGUGGCCCAUAGCUUGCACCAGCGGGAGCAAAUGAACGUACUGCUGAUGGCUGACAGGGAGAUAGUGGACACGGAGCUGCUGUCCUACCGUGACAAUGUGGAGAACGAGGACUGUUUGCACCAUAUGGAAGACUUGCAGGUGAAUAUGAUGACAUUGGCAGAGCACAUCAUUGAAGCAACACCUGACAGGAUCAAGCGGGAGAACUUUGUGCCAAUGGAGUCGCCGCUGGUGGAGAGGACAGAUGGUGCUGCCAUUAGCACCACCAUGAGCUGGCUGGCCAGUUACCUUGCUGAUGUCGACCAUCUUCCAAGUGCUGCGCAGAUCAGAAGUUUGUAUAGUGAACCCCUGACCCCUUCUUCAAACACCAGCCUGAGCCCGGUCGGCUCACCAAUCAGCGAAACAGCUUUUGAGAAACCCAGCCUUCCCUCAGCAGCAGACUGGUCAGAAUUUCUGAGUGCGUCCACCAGCGAGAAGGUUGAGAACGAGUUUGCACAGCUAACUCUGUCUGAUCAUGAGCAGAGAGAGCUCUAUGAAGCUGCCAAACUUGUCCAGACUGUGUUCAGGAAAUACAAGGGCCGUCCCCUCCGGGAGCAGCAGGAAGUGGCUGCUGCAGUCAUUCAGCGUUGUUACCGAAAAUAUAAACAGCUUACUUGGAUAGCCUUGAAGUAUGCACUUUAUAAAAAGAUGACACAAGCUGCCAUCCUUAUCCAGAGCAAAUUCCGAAGCUAUUAUGAACAGAAAAAAUUUCAGCAGAGUCGCCGAGCAGCAGUGUUGAUUCAGCAGUACUAUCGCAGCUACAAAGAGUGUGGGAAGAGGAGACAGAACCGCCGAGCAGCUGCCAUUGUACAACAGAAACUCAGAAGCAGUCUGCUCACCAAGAAACAGGAUCAAGCUGCUCGCAAGAUCAUGCGGUUUUUACGACGCUGCCGCCACAGCCCUCUGGUGGACCAUAGGCUGUACAAAAGGAGUGAAAGAAUUGAAAAAGGCCAAGGAACUUGAAGAGACGCAGCAGCAUCCCGUAGCAAUGUGACAUUGCUUUUCAGACUGUUUUCAUUUUCUGUUUUUAGCAGAGACAUAUAACAGCAACAACAAAAAACACCCUACUGCAGGUCUGGGAGGAUCAGCUGCAGGAUUUUAACAGUAAUGUUUUGGUCAUUGCAUUUGCACUUUCAUGGACAACUUUUAAUUUGUUCAGCAAGACAUCUUGGAACUCAAUCUUCUGUUGGAUCAUGAGAUAAAAGACACCAGGAGGAAUUUGUGAGUUGCUUCAUUCUCUCAGAAAGAAGAAGCGAUUAAUUAUCCUUUUCACAUAGGGCUGUAUUAAAACAAUGUGUGGAACUGUACAAAUAUUAUACCAAAAAUAUUGUUAAGAAAAGUUGGGAAUGCACAAGCAACACAAGAAUGCUAUUCCUGCACCUGUCAGGCAUCUCCAAGAACCUGAAGCUUUGGGAUUCUCAGUGGAGGGGCUUAGAUCAGUAAAUCUUUAUUGGGUCCAUGCAUUCUCAUUUUGUUCGUACUUCUGUCCUUUGUUUUUGUUUGAAUCUCUCUACAGCACACUUAAUGCAACUUUUUAAAUCUGCAGGUUUUUAAUACAUCCCUGGGGAAUUUACAGAGGGGGUUGGCUUCCAAGGUAAACGGGUAAUGCAUGGGAAACAAAGAGAGCAGCUCGAUCAAGUUUUACAGUUUCUUUUUGGUAUUUUUCUAGAACCUGCAAGUAUAUCAGUUGUCAUGUACUUUUUCUCAUAUUCAGCACUUUAUUUUCUAGCCUUACUCUCAUGUGAUAUUUUAAUUAUUUUCUUAAAAUAAUUUGUAAAGCAUGUAGUAUGUUCUUUUUGGGAUUUUUUUAAAGUAACCUUUAAAUUUCUUGUUCUACAGAGUCACAUACAUAUGUUGCCUGGACAUUUUUACCACCUAAAGAUCAGAGUGGUGCUGCAUUCUGGCCAGUAAAUUUCUUAUUUUGGCUAUUUCAUCAAAACCUGGGCAGUUUCUGUAUAUAUAGAAGGUAGAAAUGGAAAAUGAGAAAUAAUAUUUGAAAGGGAAUAUAUUGAUUAAUUACUAAAUAUUUUAUUCACAAAGGGUCAAUAACUUGGCAAGAUAAAAUUAUUAUUUGUAUAGUUUUGUCUGAAUGAGCGAGAAGAGUGUGGAUGUAUUGUUUGUACAUAUUGUAUAUAUUAAAACAAAGAGAUAUGUGCAUGAAUUCAAGAAAAAAAGAAAUGAAAAAAGCAAAGCAUUAGUGGCUAUGGUCUGUAAAAUGAAACAAAAACUUUAUUUCACUAUAAGAAACUUUAUUUUAAAUGUUCUUUAGAAGAACAUUUUGCUAAAGCAUGACUAAAUGGCAAAAAAGAGCUACUGUAUUUAGACUUAGGAAAAAAGGCAGAGUAACAUUACUAAAAAAAGGAUAUGUUUACAUUUGAUUUUGGCUACCAGGAGUUUAUUUUAUUUUAUUUUAUUUUAUUUUUCUUUCUUUCUGUAUUUCUUUUGCCAAUGGUGCCAAGUAAUGUGAAUGCUAAUAUUGCUUAAAAAAAUUAAGUUACUUUCGCAAAGCAGAUAAUCAUAAGAAUACAAAAUCGUAUCUAGCUUAACACCAUACACUCACUCCAAUAAAGAACACUUAGAAUGAACAUAAACUGAAAAAAAAAGAAAUAGUAUGAAAGUAGAAAAUAUGUUUCACAUUUUCAUAUCUCCUGCUGGAAGUCAGAAAAUGUAAUAAAAAUUGCACAAAAAUAAAAAAAAAUAAAAAUAAGUAACAACUUAAAAGAUGCAAACUGAUCUUGUAGGGGUGUCAUGGUAUAUUGCUAUUUCCACAUAGAGAGGAGCCAAAGAAAUCAGAUAUUUUAAAAAGUGAAAUACUAAUGUAAAACUGUCGUAAAGUUUGAACAGGAUGGGCAAGAUUCUGAUCUUAAUUGCACUGGGACGUAUCAGGAGUAAUACCCCUGAAAUUGGCACAGUUACUCUGGGUUUACACAGGUGUAGCUAACAUCAGAAACUGCUCCUGUGUGUUUAUUUUGCUCGUGCCAGUUUAAAAUUUCCAAAUGAUUGGUGUACAUUUUAGAUAGUUAGUUUUAGAAUAGUUGUUCUUACUUGAUCCAGGCCACCAACUGAAAUCUUUAAUUGCAAGGCUUGUUGUGAAGCCUAAAAAUAUCACAGAUUAUAAGCUUUUAAACUGGUGUCUUUAAAAGAAAAGACAAAGGUUGUGGCAAAAAAACUGGGGUCAGUGCUCUUGGUGCCUUUUCUAUAAUUGUACCUGUUUUUAAUUACUUCUUUUCACUGCCAGCAUUGAAUUACAGUGUAUGUGCUAUAGCUCAUGAUCAGAACACUCUGUACAUUUGUGAACUGCUGCUUUAUGAUCUGAUUCAAUAAGAGAAAUUGUCUGGCUCCCACAUUGUGGCUGUGGCAGCCUUUUAACUUCAAUUUAUUUUAUUGAAUUGGAAUACACAUUAUGUAUUCCACACACAAAAAAUGGGAACAGGAAAUGGAAAAAAGAAACUCCUUCUGGAACGCUCUGUAUUAAUACUGGAAGAAUUCUGACACUUUGAAUAUGUUUGUCCCAUUUACCAGUAUUACGGCACAUAUAAUUGAUCUUUUCCUAACAAGAAAGAGUAAUGACCUCAGUGGCAGUAUUUAACCCCUUGCGUUUGUACUGAGAAGCCAUGUCUACACAAGAUGCUUUAAUGCGCAAUAGGCUAAUCUACUGUGUCUACUAAUCUAAGUGUCACUGCUUACUGUGAAGUAAAUUAGUUUACUGCGUAGUAAAUUUACUGCACAGUAAAGCCAAAUAGCAUUAACUGCACAUGUAGACAUGCCCACAGAGUCAGUAAUAUACAGAGCUAUUUCAAGUUACUCUUCCAAAUCCAUGGGCCUUGUGAUGUAUCUACUGAUAAAGGCCCUGCUUCAGCCAAACACAUAAGUACAUGCUUAAUAUCAAGCAUGUAAGCAAUUCUGUUAGCUUCCAUAGGAGUAUUCACAUGCUUAAAGUUAAGUAUAUCCUUAAGUGCUUUGCCAUGUCAGGUCACAAGUCUUCAGUGUAUCAGUGACCACUGGUGAGUUAAAUGCACUGUCCCACUGAAGUGAAGUGAUUCUAUUCACCCUUUUCUUGAUUGUGGAACUCAUAUUUUAAUAGAAGAUAGUGCAGCUUUCUGGGAAAAUCAGGAUUCCCAAGUGCCAGGAGCAGGAUCUUCUGUCUCCUGCAAGUGGAAUUGCUCCUUCAUGUAACACAUCUGAAAACAGUAAUACUGUGUGAAAGAAAUACAGAAUAUAACAUGAACCCCCUCUAUGGUUGCACGCUUACAGCAGUUCCACACAAUAGUUGGCGCCCGAUGGGGAGUCCCCAAAACUUGCAUGUAAAACUAGUAUAGAUGUCUCUCUUUUGUAAGUUUUAUUUUUGUAACUGUGCAUGUAAAGCAUCACUGAAUCAAUGGAUCUGUUGAAGAACUCAGCUGCUGGAACCAUGCAAAAUGUUUUGAAUUGCCCUUAAAAUAUGGAAAAUGUUUUCUGAAUGCUUUAUAUUCUUUCUGCUGUAAAUUAAAAACAAAGAAAAUUUCCCCAUA